GUUUUUACAGGAAGUGACGUCUCUAGCGUCGGGUCUUCUCUUUCUCGUGUGGUAGCAGCUCCAGCCAUCCAAGAUGACUACAGCUGCAAGACCGACAUUUGAGCCGGCGAGAGGAGGGAGGGGUAAAGGAGAAGGUGGAGGCGAUUUGAGUGCCCUGUCCAAGCAGUAUUCUAGUCGAGAUCUUCCAGGUCACACCAAGAUCAAGUACAGGCAACCUACCCAGGAUGCCCCAGAGGAGGUGCGUGCCCGUGACUUCCGCAGGGAGCUGGAGGAGAGGGAGCGUGUAGCUGCGCGUGAGAAGACCAGAGAAAGAGGACCAAGAGAGCACACCACAUCAUCAUCAUCUUCGUCAUCAUCUUCAAAGAGGCCCAGGCUGGAUCAGAUCCCAGCAGCCAACCUUGAUGCUGAUGACCCUCUCACUGAUGAUGAUGAGGAUGAGGACUCUGAUGAGGACAGUGAUGAUGACGACACCGCAGCUCUCCUGGCAGAGCUGGAAAAGAUCAAGAAGGAGCGGGCUGAAGAGCAAGAGCGCAAAGAGCGGGAGCAAAAGGCAGAGGAGGAGAGGAUUCGCAUGGAGAAUAUCUUAAGUGGCAAUCCAUUGAUCAAUUUGGCAGGGCAGCAGCAGCAACAGCAGAUGACCCAGACUCAGAAUACAUUCAGAGUCAAGAGAAGGUGGGAUGAUGACGUUGUGUUCAAGAAUUGCGCCAAAGGAGUGGACGAAGCACGGAAGGAGAAACGCUUUGUCAAUGACACACUGCGCUCUGAGUUCCACAAGAAAUUUAUGGAGAAAUAUGUAAAGUAAAGGACUUGUUGUUUUAUAGCUUGUUGUUUUUUUAAUCUUAAUUCUUUGGUCUCCACCCUCCUUUUGCUCUUUGUUCCAAAAAUGAUAGCUUGCAUUCAUUAGUAUCUGUACAGUCAACACGCAAAAUGUUGUAUAUAUAUGAGUUGGUGAGUUAAAUCCUUUGAAUAAAGCUCAUGAACAGUUGAAUGAAAUUCUUAAGUUUGCUUCAGAAUUUGAGUCUCUUGGUAUUUUUUUUAAUACUAAUUUCAAUAAACAAAGACUUGAAGACUGUGUUUAAAAA
This is a messenger RNA of Epinephelus fuscoguttatus (brown-marbled grouper), 1082 nucleotides long. It is a transcript of the gene cwc15, whose product is annotated as CWC15 spliceosome associated protein homolog. Gene Ontology annotation, molecular function: RNA binding. The transcript has 7 exons. Gene Ontology annotation, cellular component: catalytic step 2 spliceosome. Gene Ontology annotation, biological process: mRNA cis splicing, via spliceosome. Bases 74 to 802 code for a protein of 242 amino acids. The record is from RefSeq and is a predicted model, not a curated record. Lineage: Eukaryota; Metazoa; Chordata; Actinopteri; Perciformes; Serranidae.